Messenger RNA from Alnus glutinosa, 618 nucleotides. RefSeq lists its product as uncharacterized. The transcript has 3 exons. The record is from RefSeq and is a predicted model, not a curated record. Lineage: Eukaryota; Viridiplantae; Streptophyta; Magnoliopsida; Fagales; Betulaceae. The coding region runs from base 153 to 368 and encodes 71 amino acids.
CCCUACUUUCUGUCUCAAAACGACUUGUAGUACACAUGGCGCCUGCCACAAACUAAAAAUCCACAAGCGGUCUGCCUAAAAUUCGACCUGCGGUCACUCCCUCCUCUCCAUUGGCACCCCGACUCGCUCACGAUUUGCUCCAACAGUGAGAAAUGAAGUUUCUGGAUUGGUACUUGAAGAUUGCGGUAGUUUCAGCUUUUGUUGGAGCUUCCAUGGAGAUGUUUAUGAUCAAAACCAACUUCUAUGACAAAGUGACUGUCCUGGAGACAGAGAAGCGGGCUUGGGAGAGUUCCCCAGAAGCUCAGGCAAUCAGGGAAGCUCUCAAUCCUUGGAGAAAAAAUGAUGCACAAGCAAGAAAAAACUCCUAGUUUAAUGUUUUCGCAGUUUGCUUUCCUUAUGGUUUAUUUCAUUAAUGGUUUAAUGGCAUGUUGGCAUGUAAAAUCUGGUUUAGAGGGCAAUGCGUCUGUUCACAACAUCGAACUCACUUGUCUGUCUGAGACAGUCAUCUAUGGCUACAAAAUUUGUUGCUUGCUCCAAUUUCAAGAGCACGUUACAGCUAAUAAAUGCUUUGCUACAUUUUCUUUUCCAAUAAAGGUAUACAAGAAAUCAAUUACAUAA